AUGUCCAGCGCUUCCAAUUCAUACGACGCCGUCGUCAUUGGCGCCGGCCCGGCGGGCUCGACCGCCGCUACCCUGGUGGCGAUGGCCGGCCAUCGGGUGCUGCAGCUCGAGCGCGAGAGCUUUCCCCGUUUCAAAGUCGGCGAGUCGCUGAUCCCGGCCACCAACGAUGUGCUCGAUCGGCUCGGCAUGCUCGAUCAGCUGCGCGAGGGCCGGUUCGUCGAGAAACACAGCGUGCAGUUUUUCGCUGGCGACGGCCGCGCCGGUCAGCCGUUUUACUUUCGCGAAACGGACCCCAGCUCGCGCUCACAGACCUGGCAGGUGCUGCGCAGCGAAUUCGAUCAGAUGUUGCUCGACAACGGUCGCCGCCACGGUGUCGAGGCCCACGAUGGGGUCACCGUCAAGCAAGUGCGGUUCGACGAGGCCGACCGGGCGGUCGGCGUCGAGGCCAAAUUCGCCGACGGCGAAACCCGGCAGAUCGACGCCCGCGUGGUAAUCGACGCCUCCGGCCAGCGCGCCCUGAUCGCUCGCAAGCUCGGCCUGCGGGUGCAGGACGAGUGCCUGCGCAUGGCCUCGAUCUUCACUCACUUCGAGGGUGGCCAGCGCGAUCCGGGCAUCGACGAGGGCGCCACUUUGAUCUGCCACACCGAGGGCAGCAAGUCGUGGCUGUGGUACAUCCCGAUGCCCGACAAUAUGGUUUCGGUCGGCGUGGUCGGGCCGAUCCCUCAUUUGAUCCAGGGUCGCCAAGGCGAUCCACAGAAAGUGCUCGACGAGGAGAUCGCCCGCUGUCCGGGGGUCAAGCCGCGCCUCGAGGGCGCCCGCCAGGCGCUCGAGGUCAAGGUCUUGAAUGACUUCUCCUACGUCUCUCGGCAACUCGCCGGUGAUGGCUGGGUGCUGGCUGGCGACGCCUUCGGCUUUCUCGAUCCGAUGUACUCCACCGGCGUCUUGCUAGCCCUGAAAUCGGGCGAGAUGGCCGGCGACGCGGUAGCCACGGCGCUCGACGCCGAGGACACUUCAGCCGCCAGACUAGCGACUUUCGAAUCCAAGUUGCGCGGCGGUCUGAGCGCCUUCCGCCGGCUGGUGUUCGCCUUCUACUCGCCCGAGUUCAGUUUUGGGAAAUUCCUCAAGAGGCACCCGGAACAUCGCGCGGGGGUGGUCGACAUUCUGGUCGGCGACGUCUUCGAGCGAGACUUCGAGCGGUUCUUCACCGAUCUCGAACAGAUGCUGUCGCCGGCCACCGCCAAACUCUCGGCUGCCGAGGCCGCACAGGGGGUCGCGUGA
This is a messenger RNA of Nerophis lumbriciformis (worm pipefish), 1278 nucleotides long. NCBI's taxonomy places the organism in Eukaryota, Metazoa, Chordata, Actinopteri, Syngnathiformes, Syngnathidae. The record is from RefSeq and is a predicted model, not a curated record.